AUGGAGGGUGAUCGAGAGUUCAAACACUUGUGCAAGUUAUGCAACAGGAGCUUCCCUUGUGGGAGAUCUUUGGGAGGUCACAUGAGGUCCCAUUUGAUCGAAAGUCAAGCUGAAACUGGUGAGAAUCUUAAGAAAAUGAAACUGGUGGAUAAGUUUCUAGGAGCUGGCGUUUCUGAUGGUUAUAGUCUAAGAAAGAAUCCCAAAAAGACUUGCAGGCUUGCUGAAUUCAGUGCUGAGGACAGGUUUUGCAGAGAAUGUGGUAAGAGCUUUCAGUCAUGGAAGGCCCUGUUUGGGCACAUGAAAUGCCACUCCAUAGAAACUGAGAGAGUGUCUAGUAAUUUGGAGUUUGAGGGCCACUCAGAUGAUGAUCAUGGUAAUAGAUCUAGGAGGAAAACAAGGUACAUGGCUGCUGAAACUGAUUCUUCAUCCGUUUCUGAUCACAAUGAUCAAGAACAAGAAGAGGUGGCUUUGUGUUUAAUGAUGCUUUCUAGAGACGUUGGUGGGUUUUAUUCAACCACCGCUGAGUCUUUGCUCCCAAAAACUCACUUCCCCAAAGUUGUUCAGGCAAUUCCUUCUGUAUGUGUGGGAAGUAAGAUGGUGAAACUCAAAGAAUUCCACAGCAGAAUGGAUUCUGGGUAUCUCAAAUUUGAAAGAACAACCUCAGAAUUCAGUGCUUAUAUUGUGAAGAUGAACAAGAACAAUGAAAAAUAUGGGUCCAGUUCUAACAAUCAAACGGAGCUGAACCCACCUCAGUUCAUGUCAAGUGGGUUCAAUUCAGAUCAGAGGAAGUUUCAGGAGCUUUCUACUGGGGAAUUAAGGUCAAAUUCGUUCAAAAGAUCAUUACCUAAUGAACUAAACUCAGAAGGCUACAAAAGCAGAGUAAAGAGAAGCAAAUUUCAGUGUAAUUCUUGCCAUAAGGUGUUUCACUCAUAUCAAGCACUUGGUGGGCAUAGAGCCAGCCACAAGAAAGCCAAAGGAUGCUUAGCUUCAUCGAAGACAGAAAGCAGUGAAAACAGCAUCGAAACAGAAAUUUCAAUCGACCCAACUUUUGAAAGUAAGCCCACACCCACAGUUUAUGAAAUGGAAAAUCAGCAGGAACCAGAGAUUCAUAUGGGGUAUGAGAAAAAGAACAGAAAGCAUCAUCAAUGUUCAAUUUGCUUCAGAAUCUUUAGUUCAGGCCAAGCUUUAGGCGGCCAUAAGAGGUCCCAUUUGAUAAGUGGGUCGGAACCCAGAAACAAAAUGCCACAACAAACCACACCGAUUCGAAAACCAGAGCCGGAGUUAAGAGACUACCUGGAUCUGAACCUCCCAGCGCCAAUCGACGAAGAGGGCAGCAGCAACCAUUUGAGCACAAUCGAGCCAUGGUGGGUCGGUGGGAGCCAAUCGCACGAGCCGCCAUUAGUGGGUUUGAUUUGA
Molecule: messenger RNA, 1416 nt
Organism: Cucurbita moschata (crookneck pumpkin)
Lineage: Eukaryota; Viridiplantae; Streptophyta; Magnoliopsida; Cucurbitales; Cucurbitaceae
Product: zinc finger protein ZAT4-like
Exons: 1
Coding region: 1-1416 (471 amino acids)
Source: RefSeq, a predicted model, not a curated record